ACUUUCUUUGCCUAUCGAACCUGAGUAUCCGUGUACAUGUUUCUACCUUUUAUCUUUACACCUAUGAAUAUCUAUUAGUCACUAUCUAAGCCUGCAGUUUCUAUUACCUUUCUCGUACAUCUUUUGCGCGGUACAACAAAACGUCCAUCGCAGUCAUUAUCAACACCCCGCAAUGGCUCCGUCAGCCAUCCCCGCAGCUGACCUUAGGUCAUUUUCAGAGUACCUAAAAGGACGUAAACGUAUACUCGCACUUCUGGGAGCUGGCAUAUCAGCCUCAUCGGGGCUUCCUACCUUUCGAGGAGCUGGGGGUUUAUGGAGAACCUACGAUGCGACUGAUUUGGCGACGCCCGAAGCAUUCGAAGCCAACCCAGACCUUGUGUGGCAGUUUUAUAACUAUCGGAGACAUAUGGCGCUGAAAGCACAGCCGAAUCGCGCACAUUAUGCGUUAGCAGAGCUCGCAAAGAGGAAUAAAAACUUCAUUACCUUGUCGCAAAACGUCGACGGUCUCUCACAACGAGCAGACCAUCCAUUAUCCCAACUUCACCUUCUCCACGGUUCCCUCUUCACCGUUAAAUGCACGUCUUUCUACUGCAGUUACACCCGUGAGAACGACUUCACCGAUCCAAUAGUUCCUGCCCUCGCGAUACCGAAGAAUGUUCCAGAGCCCAAGCCAUCGACGGGCGAUAAGACGGGCGAAAAAGCUUCGAAGUCUAUAUACAAUGCAUUAGGGAUACCGGAAGGUGAAGAAGUUGAUAUUUCUGAUGACCGAGUUCCGCUAGCUCCGCUGAGCUCUGAUGUCCUUCCACAUUGCCCAGAGUGCAAAGAUGGACUUCUGCGACCAGGGGUGGUAUGGUUUGGAGAGAGCUUGCCGUCACAAACCCUCAACAUGGUGGAUAGCUGGAUGAGGUCUGGUCCGAUCGAUCUGAUACUAGUGAUUGGUACAAGCUCCAGGGUGUACCCUGCUGCAGGCUAUGUUGAUAAGGCUAGGGCGAGAGGCGCUAGGGUUGCGGUGGUCAAUAUGGAUCGGAACGAUGUAGGAUCUUCAGGAUUAAAACCAGGUGAUUGGUUCUUCCAAGGCGAUGCAGGUACCAUCGUUCCGGAAAUUUUAAAGGAAGUCAUUGGGGAGAUCUGAUUGGCAAUAUGGGGAUUGUCGGUGUGGUCGUCCACUAAACUAAUAGACUCAAAUGCUCUAAUGAUAACGUAAAUAUAUAAAUAUCGGAGCCAUGUUUGUUUGCUAUAGUCUCC
Aspergillus caelatus is the source of this 1245-nucleotide messenger RNA. Its product is annotated as SIR2 family NAD-dependent protein deacylase. Gene Ontology annotation, molecular function: NAD+ binding; protein-malonyllysine demalonylase activity; protein-succinyllysine desuccinylase activity. The transcript is spliced from 2 exons. Lineage: Eukaryota; Fungi; Ascomycota; Eurotiomycetes; Eurotiales; Aspergillaceae. The record is from RefSeq and is a predicted model, not a curated record. The coding region runs from base 173 to 1132 and encodes 319 amino acids.